Messenger RNA from Capra hircus (goat), 2534 nucleotides. It is a transcript of the gene B3GNT7, whose product is annotated as UDP-GlcNAc:betaGal beta-1,3-N-acetylglucosaminyltransferase 7. The record is from RefSeq and is a predicted model, not a curated record. NCBI's taxonomy places the organism in Eukaryota, Metazoa, Chordata, Mammalia, Artiodactyla, Bovidae. Gene Ontology annotation, cellular component: membrane. Gene Ontology annotation, molecular function: hexosyltransferase activity.
CGCGGCGCCCAGAGCUGCGAUCCGCGCGCCCCGCUCCGCCGCCGCCGUGGCCCGGGCCGCCAUGUCUCUGUGGAAGAGAACCGUCUACAAGAGCGUGUGCCUGUCCCUGGCCUUGCUCGUGGCCAUAACGGUAUUCCAGCGCAGUCUGACCCCCAGCCAGUUUCUGCAGGAGCCCCCGCCAGCCUCCCUCAGGCAACAGAAGGCCCAGAAACCCAGCGGACUCUUGGUGAACCCUGACAGCUUCUGGAAGAGCGCGAAGGAGGUGGUCACCCCCACUCCCGUGGUUUCACGGAGGCCCCAGGCCUGGGACGUGAACACCACUAACUGCUCGGCCAAUGUGAACUUAACCCACCAACCCUGGUUCCAGGGCCUGGAGCCACACUUCCAGCAGUUUUUAUUAUACCGCCACUGCCGCUACUUUCCCAUGCUGCUCAACCAUCCGGAGAAGUGCAGCGGCGAUGUGUACCUGCUGGUGGUCAAGUCCAUCAUCGCGCAGCAUGACCGCCGCGAGGCCAUCCGCCAGACCUGGGGCCGCGAGCAGGAGUCAGCGGGCAGGGGCCGUGGCGCGGUGCGCACUCUCUUCCUGCUGGGCAAGGCCUCCAAGCCAGAGGAGCAGUCCCACUACCAGCAGCUGCUAGCCUACGAGGACCGCAUCUACGGGGACAUUCUGCAAUGGGACUUCCUUGACAGCUUCUUCAACCUGACCCUCAAGGAGAUCCACUUCCUCAAGUGGCUUGACAUCUACUGCCCUGACGUCCGCUUUGUCUUCAAGGGUGAUGACGAUGUCUUCGUCAACCCCACCAACCUGCUGGAAUUUCUGGCCGACCGGCGGCCCCAGGAGGAUCUGUUUGUGGGUGACGUUCUGCAUCACGCCCGGCCCAUCCGCCGGAAGGAUAGCAAGUACUACAUUCCCGGGAUCUUGUACAACCAGAACAGUUACCCGCCCUAUGCAGGUGGAGGGGGCUUCCUUAUGGCCGGGGGACUGGCCCAGCGCCUGCACCACAGCUGCGAUACCCUGGAGCUUUACCCCAUCGACGAUGUCUUCCUGGGCAUGUGUCUGGAGGUGCUGGGCGUGCGGCCCAUGGCCCACGAGGGCUUCAAGACUUUCGGCAUCUCCAGGAAUCGCAACAGCCGCAUGAACAAGGAACCCUGCUUCUUCCGCUCCAUGCUUGUUGUGCACAAGCUGCUGCCCACCGAGCUGAUGGCCAUGUGGGAGCUGGUGCAUGGCAACCUCACCUGCUCCCGCAAGCUCCAGGUGCUCUGACCCGGCCCAGGCCAUCAGGAUUGAUGAGGAACAUGUGCCCCAGAGUCCCUGCAAGUCAUGAGGCUGCAGCUGCAAGGCCAGGGCACCGCCUGUGGUCCCCUGCAGGGAGGUGGAGGGGUGGGCCUUACGUGCCCCUGGGUGUGGUGGGGUGCGGGUGACCAGGACUGAGGCCUGGCCACGUUCUGAACGGCCCAGACUGGAGACUGGUUCUCUGGCAGCUCUCCUAGCCUGGGUCUGUGGUCUGGCUCCCUCUGACCAGGCAGGAGGCCCUGAUGGCCUCUGAAGGAACCCUGUGCUCAGGUACCCAGGCUCGACCUGCCCUCGGAGGGAUCCAGGGCUGCCCUCUUGUCUUCACAGAAAAGAUCCUCCGGCUUCUGUGAAAUGCCUCAGUCUCCCGGUGGGCUGCUUGGGCAGCCCUUUCAGGAGAAGCUCAACCCUGUGCAGGCUCACAGGCCUCCUCCCGUCAACGCCUCCGGGGGCUCCUGGAGACCGAGCCUCAGAAGGCCCUCAGCAACCCCCUGCCCUCCGGCCCCUGACCUUCCUGGGGUUUGACUGCACAGUCUCUGCUCCCAAGUGGCUUUACCCCUGGCUGCGUCCAAUGCUGCUCUGUCUGGCUCCCUUCUGUCCGGAAGCCGGAGCAGCCGCUCUGACUACCUCAGUGAUCCUCAGAACCUCUGGAUGGGCUGCAGCCCCACCUCACCGCAUGCCCCCAACCCCCGACUCCACUGCCCCCAGACGCAGGGCCAGAGAGCCGUGCUCCGGUCCCAGCCGUCCCUGUGCUGCUCCGCGAGGCCUGGCUCCCCCAGUGGGAAACCAGCUGGUCUGACCCUGGAAGGAUAUGCCUCCAUUACUGUGAAGUUUUAUUUAUGAAGAAUUCGGAGGGAGAAGGCGCCAGGCCUCGGAGGGUCGCGGGGGGAGGUGGUGUUCUUCUCUUCCCUUAUUUCAGCAAGACACUACCUGCCUCUGGCACUCUUGCCCCCUCAGCCCCGUCCCCACCCCAACACCGCCCCCCGACGCCCAUCACAGCACCCCCUCCCCCAGCCUCCAGAGCCAUGCCCACCUGCACGCCUACUUCUCCAGGCCCUGAGCAGACCAGCAUUGGCCCCUGUGAAGGGAUGGAGUGGACUUGGUGCCCACCCCACUCGGGUUCAGGGGGUCCUGGGGGGUGGCUGAAGAAGAUGUCACCUUGCAUCAGGGUCAAGUCCCCUGGGAAAAGUGAAGGAUUAACUCUUAUUUUCUUAAUAAAAGGGGACUGUUUUUUUUUCCCCUC